Molecule: messenger RNA, 2787 nt
Organism: Durusdinium trenchii
Lineage: Eukaryota; Dinophyceae; Suessiales; Symbiodiniaceae
Source: the annotation of a GenBank genome assembly
AUGAUGGAAACCACGAUGUAUGGCUUUGCCAUUUUCAUCCGCCACUCGAGCUUCACGCAAGGUGGUAACUUUCAGCUUGCUACAUUCAUCCAGGGAGAAAAUUGGGAGAUGCUCGACCGAGUAGAUGAUGUUCCAUUGAUGCCAUUUGCAAGUAGUGUGAACCUUUUUGCCGAGGCAGCUUCUGCAGAGGCCUUUGUCGCGCCAAUGUUACCAUUUGCUCUUACAGGGAAAACUGCAAGCGUGCGUAUCUUAUUACGGCCGAUGGUGUCAGAUUCGCUCAUAUGGCAGAAAGUCUCCUGGCGCGUGUUUGCUCCACACACAUACGUUUGGGACUUUGCGAGCUACAACUUUUUCUUCAGGCAUUCACAAGUUCCGGGCAGCGACACGGAUCUUCCGAUCGUGAAGAUACCAUCUAUGCCACGGACAUCGCCACUGAAUUUGCUGGUCUUUCAAGGUGCAGAUGAAGCCUCUCCUGGCUGGGUCCACAAUUCUACAUAUGGCUUUCGUGCUGCUGUACAAGUUCCCACACAAACACCGCGUCACUCCGUCAACGAGUGGGUCGUUGAGUGGGGCUUUGGAGAAGAGCUUUCUCGCGCUGGAGCGAUCGCACAAGGACAAGAGGUGCGUGCCAUUCACAGCUUUCAAGUUUGGUGCAUGGGAAGCAGGGUGCGAGGACACCAUAGUCAGAUCUUGUUGGAGUUUGGCAUGGAGACGGAGGUUGGGCCUGAGGGCAUGCUGAAGCUCAGGACGCCGGAAGGCUUCGCUUUGGAGCUCUGGGAAAUCAGCUCACAACCCUUGCGAUGUGAGCCCUUCACACCCCUCGCGGUGUUUCUAGCUCUCCCGGUCGACAAUUCAAGUUCUACAUUGCUUCUCAAGACAGAGCAAAGCAUACGGGCUGGUCGAUGGUGCUUCGCGAUUGCUGGUCCUUUGCCAGAGGAGGCGACAUCUCCAGUUGUGGUGACAUCCUUUGUUUUGGAAAGUCUUGUCACGGAGCAGGAUGUGGCUGACGUUGCAGCAGUAACUGAAGGCUUCCACAUCAGUCGGGCGCUGGCCUUUGCUGGACUUGUGAACACUGUGGACUACUUUCUGUCAGGUCGUGAUGACCAUCCUGAGAAGGCUUCAAGGUUGAUCUUUGCAUUCGAGUUGCAAGAAAGGCCAAAAGUCAUUGGCAACUUCAAGAUCGAAGUUAUUGCUCCGACAGACUACACCUUCCACAAAGCAUGUUCAGUGCGAACAGGCAUUGAUAUAUUUGGCCCAGCCGGCUAUCCAGCUCUUCUUAGCCCGUUUGAGGCUAGUGUCCAAGUCUUGCACUGCAGCGGCUACCGGAACAUAGCUAAGAUGGAGGUGACCCCGGGCCUUCAUGCUGGAAGGCGAUAUGCCUUUUCACUUCGUGUUGACGCUCAACCAGACUCGACGCCAGAGCAGGUGCUCAACGUCUGGUACUUGAAUGUAGCUGAUGAGGCAACAGCAGCGCCGAUUCCAGGCUACACCUUGUGGUCCUUUUUGAAUUUGGAACUUGGUAUGCUGGUGCAAACCGUCAACACUGAGAAUGAGGUUACCAUACUCUUUCAACCGACAAACACGAUCACCAGCAAGGAUCACUUGGAAGUCGAAGCACCUCAAGGAUUCUCAGUGUCGUCCGGCUGUGAGGCUCAGGUGCAGCAGCUUAGCCUUGACAGCCACAGCAAGGAAUUGGACAUAGAUUUGCCGGGUAUUGUGUGCACUGGGCAACAGCCGCCCACAAAUCACUUUCAGGUGCACCAUGCUGCCUUGCUGGCUGGAGGCGUGCGCUACAGACUUUCCGUGCUGGUGUGGAACCCCACAAGUAGCAGCUCUUCGGGAUCCUGGCUGCUGCGGAGCUAUCGCGAGGAUGGCCAACUCCUGGAUGUCGGGGAGAUCCCUUCGCUCGCCUUGUCGAGAAGCUUUAACCACUUUGAGGUGGCUUUCCGGGCACGGAGUGAUGAACUUUCAGUUAUGAUCGCUAUUGAGCUUCCACAGGUGCACCCGUUGGACUCGCUCAUCAUUGUCGCACCAGACGGCUUCAGCUUUGAGGAUUCAAGCGGAUCCACAUGCAGAGUGGAGGGUUUGCAAGCACUUCCUACACCUCGAUGUAGAGGCCCUGAACUUCACUUUGAAUUUACCUCGCUGAUCUCAGGCCAUUUCAAUUUUUGGGCCCACUCCGCUUGGCCGACUCAAUCUUUGUCAGGCCAGGAUGCCUUCACUGCGCGCUUGGAGAAUGGCAACUCCAUCUUGGCCAGUGGCCGCGCACCACUUCAACAGCCCUUUGCUCCGCGGUUCCGAAACUUUACAUUGCAGAGAAGCCACAUUUGGGCGCAAGCUCUGUCCAGCGCGGGAAAGGUCAGGCUUACCUUCAUGCCACAGCAGGAUGCCGAGGUGAUAGAACUGGUAUCACGGCUUGAGCGUCAAAAUCUGGGCCUCAAUCUGGCAGUGGCCGAGGUGAUCAGCGGGCUUGUGAUGGAGGUGUUCCAUCCCAGUCCCAUGCGCAUUUUGCUCGCUGGGCUAUUCACAAAGUCUGUCCUGGUGGAGUUAGUGCUUGACACCAUUAAUCCAGAGGCCACAGGUCAUGUCUACUGGACUUUGCGGUCUUUCUCACGGCCAAGGCCAAAAGGCGCCUUGGUGACUGCUGAGCAGGCAGCUCAGGGCCCACUGGCUGCAGCUAUGGCAGCAGGGCAGGUGCCGAAUCACAGUGGGGUGAGCAGUAGUCCAUGGCAACCGUCUUUUGAAGAAGUCUUGAAGUGGCUACAUCCUUGGCAGAGCAUAGAAUGA